AUGCCCAUCAACGUCGAGCAUAACAUGUCCGCCGGAGAGGGCUUGGGAAAGACCCACGAACACCGAAAGAUGGACAACAGCAUGAAAGCCGCCGAGAAGGAUGCACCCAAGCCGUGGCUCACGCAUCCAGAUGGCAAAUGGUCUCCCCGUCCGCACGUACCCCAUGACUGCCCGGUGGAGUAUGGUGGCGUGGAGUCCUGCGAUUUCUGCCUUGAGAUCAACGGAGAGUUGGAGUCACCGAGAUCGAAGGAGGAGCAAGUGACUGUUGCCCCAUUGCAUCCCUCCAGCAUGUCGUCGGACCUGGUCAUCACCAUCCGAGGCUUCAAGCAGGUUUCGAAGUGGAAGGGAAUCAAGACAUGGGAGGACCUGGAAAGUAUGCACACGGAGCUGGAGCUGGAGAGGCCGCACCUUGACGUGAACCCACCGCCAUUCAUCUGCCAGCAAGAGUUUUACCACGUGCCCCCUGCGCUUUGGAGCUACUACACCAAGGAGACGUGCGUCGCCAUCGAGCCCUGGCUCUGCGACGUUCUUCAUAAAGGAGAAGGAUCGCAGUCCCUCAAGCGCUUCUUGGAGGAAAUCACGCCUGACUCCUGGAGUUCUCCAGCGCACGACGUGUUGGCCCUGCCGGUGGCUUCACACAUCCUCGAGUUCCUUGCCGCACCAGUGGACAUGGUCAGGACCUUUGUCCUGGGUUCGAAGUCCAUUGCCGAGCACAGCUGGCAGAUCCGUACAGCGAAGUGGGAGAUGAUGUUUCGAGAUCGUUGGCCCGCCUUCUUCGAAUGCCUCAGGUACGAAGGACGUGCGCAGGCGGUCCUCGACUCUUGGCACGGUCUGGUCACAUCUCGAAGACUAUCUGUAGCGUACAUGCACGCCGCUGUCGCCACAAGACCCUGA
Molecule: messenger RNA, 894 nt
Organism: Symbiodinium sp. CCMP2592
Lineage: Eukaryota; Dinophyceae; Suessiales; Symbiodiniaceae
Source: the annotation of a GenBank genome assembly